Molecule: messenger RNA, 8981 nt
Organism: Chlorocebus sabaeus (green monkey)
Lineage: Eukaryota; Metazoa; Chordata; Mammalia; Primates; Cercopithecidae
Source: RefSeq, a predicted model, not a curated record
UAGACGUCAUAACACAAGAAGGAAGUUCUGCGAAGCAAAAUGAGGGCAGCAGCGGGAAACCAGUUUCACCAGGUUCCGCCUUUUCUCGUUCACUUCCGCCCUUCCCAGUUCCUGAGCAGACAGGUGGGGCCGCGUUCUGUCUGACAGGAAAGGGCGGGUCGCAGGGUUCCCCAAACUUCCGGCGCGCAGCAAGGCGGCCUCGCUAGUGGUUCUAAAGCGAGGCGCGCGAGCGGCUGGAUGAUGUCACGGAACGGGGGGGAAAAGAGGGCGGCACUCGAGUGGGUGCGCAUGCGCAAGAAGGUGCCUGCCCGACUGGAGGAGAGCAGGCUGAGAGGGUCUUUCCAGCGCAGGCGGGAUUUCCAGUGUUACUUGCGGCUGGGCGUUGGGGACUAGCUGCCUUUCUGGCAGCAGGCAGGAAGCCGCAAAAAGUUUCUGAGCCCGCGAACCUGUAGCGGACGUGGAAAAAGAACGUAUGCGCCUCCUCAAGUGUCUGGCUUAAAGAUGCCACCCAGGGAAGGGAACUCUGGCUAGCUAAGGAGGCCAUUCUUGAUGUUGCUUCUAGAUCUCAUGUCAUCACCGAGACCUCAGCUGCUGGUGGCAGCUGCUCAGCAGACCCUUGGCAUGGGAAAGAGACGGAGUCCACCCCAAGCCAUCUGCCUUCACUUAGCUGGAGAGGUGCUGGCUGUGGCCCGGGGACUGAAGCCAGCUGUGCUCUAUGAUUGCAACUAUGCAGGGGCAUCAGAGCUCCAGAGCUAUCUGGAGGAGCUGCAGGGGCUUGGCUUCCUGACCUUUGGACUUCACAUCCUUGAGAUUGGAGAAAACAGCCUGAUUGUCAGUCCUGAGCAUGUAUGUCAGCACUUGGAGCAGGUGCUGCUUGGUACCAUAGCCUUUGUGGAUGUUUCCAGUUGCCAGCCUCACCCUUCUGUCUGCUCCUUGGACCAACUUCAGGACUUGAAGGCCCUCGUGGCUGAGAUCAUCACACAUUUGCAGGGGCUGCAGAGGGACUUAUCUCCCUCUACAGUCUCCCACAGCAGGCUCCAUUCCUCAGACUGGAAUCUCUGUACUGUAUUUGGGAUCCUCCUGGGCUAUCCUGUCCCCUAUACCUUUCACCUGAACCAGGGAGAUGACAACUGCUUAGCUCUGACUCCACUACGAGUAUUCACUGCCCGGAUCUCAUGGUUGCUAGGUCGACCCCCAAUCCUGCUCUAUUCCUUUAGUGUCCCAGAGAGCUUGUUCCCAGGCCUGAGACACAUUCUAAACACCUGGGAGAAGGACCUCAGAACCCGUUUUAGGACUCAGAAUGACUUUGCUGAUCUCAGCAUCUCCUCUGAGAUAGUCACACUGCCGGCUGUGGCCCUCUGACUUUUACUCUCCUCUCACAUAGAAGGUACUCAGUAAAUGAUCAUCUCUAGGUUGGGGAUGGCAAAUAAUCAUCUCAACUGCCAAUUCCAAGUGUCUUGAGUACACUAAGGCACAAUGCUCUAAUCAGUUGGCUGCAAAUGCAAAGGGCAUGUAAAUAGGUAGUGGUGGUGCUAGUAGCAAAUUGGUAGAUAGUACCUACUUGCCAUUUCUAUGCUAGGAAGUCCUCUUAGUGGAUAUGCUUUCAUUUUCACUGGAUAAGAGGUAGAAGGAAAGAGGUGAUAGAGGAAAAGCAGGGUGGUGGAAGACAAGCCAAACACUCUUGCAUGGUAACCGUCUAAAUAUACCUGCUCUAUGUGGGUGCUGUCUGCUAGGAAAGUAGGGCUGGGGGUUUCUCUGCGUGUUUAUAUGCCUGCAACUGAAUUUGAGGAGAGUAGACCACCAGUAUGCUUAAAUAUGUGAUACUUGUUAAUGUAAUACACCUUUCAGGAAUAAACUGAGAGUUCUGAGGAACAGUCUGGUCAGGUGAAGUUUAUUUACACUAGGUUAAGAAAAUAACAAAAAGUCAGAAAUACUAAGUCAGUUGGAAAGCCCAAGCUGUAAUGUACCCAAACCUUCUGAGUUUUUUGUUGAGUUGCUUGCUUCUGAUUUUCACCCAAGACAGUUGUCACAAAUUAUUCAGAUCAUCAGGUUGUCUUUAUUGGCCAGGAACACUGCCAGUGCUGCAGCAAUCACCACCAUCAGCAUUGGGAGCCAUCGCCCACAUUGCCUCUGCAGAGGGACAGGGAGACAGAAGAAAGUGGCUAUGAGUUGACUGGAAAAGAUAUAGGCAAAAAUCUUUCUUCUUCCUACUCUAGCCCAGUAGAAAACCCUGGGUUAGUGGUGGAGAAAAAGCUUUUUACUCUGUCUCCCACUCUGUCACCUGUCUUGGGGUAAAACCACUUAACCAGUGUUCUCUGGCCCAGGGAGCCAUAUCCAUCAGGGACCAGAUAUAUAAAUACUGAUAUGAAUAAUGAAGGGUGGAAAAUAACUCAGCAAAAUUGUAUUCUUUGUUUGUAUUCCCCAGUACUUUUGUUGUCCUUCUAUUCUUGCCACCAUGCUUAUCAUAGGCUAAAAGAACACCCUUUCAUACUUUAGCUAAGAGUGAGUCUUUCCUUCUGGCAUUGAGAGUUCCAUGAAAGUUGGGCUUUGAUGCACGAGUCCAGUGUUUUUUCCAAUGGUUGCCAUAAUGUCAGUAUGUUAUAAACCAAGCACAGUGGGACAGGAUGGCCAGUUGUUGGCGUGGGCUGAUACAUUUUAUCUGCAAAUCUUGGUUAAGGAAGGAAUCAUCCCAUCAUCCAGGGCUUUAUGGGAAGGAGAGACCCUCUUACUCUGGGAGGCAGCUGCUGGCUCUGGUUCAGCUCUUCUCGACAGUGCUGCAGCUUACGCAGGCAGGAGAGAUACUCGUCACUGAGGUUGUCUAAUUCUGAAUGCAGUUCUCUGCACUGGGGAGAACGUCACCAAAGUCGUCACUGUCACUUCUGUCUAGGACAGAGCCCAGGUAGGGGAGACUGCCCUGUGUAAAUUUCACUCAUUUGGAAUUUUUACCACCAUCGUCCCUUCCCAGCCAUUCUCAGGGAUUUGAGUUUGUCUUUUGACUGUCUCACAUUGUCUGGAAUGUGUUCAUUUUAAAUGAUUGACAAUACUGCAUAUUAUAAUAUUACAUUUUAUACAUUUAAGUUCUUUUAUAUGACUUUACAUGCAAGUGCUUUGCAAAUGAGAGACACUGAAAAAUGAAGUUCUUAUAGCACAAACAACCUAGAAGUGACCUUAGUACAAGUUUCUUUCCCAGGAGCUAGUUGCAUAUGAAUACUUCUGGGGAUGUGUAUGUUUGUGAGUUGUACAAAGGAACAGUUUUACUCUUUAAAAGACAUAUAAAGACUUAAGAUACUCAAUGUGGGACGACAUAUUGAGAAAUUAAUAUUUUUAUUAAAUGUGUUUGAGUUUUGGUCGACUUUCUAAAAGGUAACCAGUUAAUAAAACCUUGAAUAGGAGCUGGUGUAUAUAAGGAAGGGAAAAGAUUGACAAGUCAGCCCAGAAGCACAGACACUUUAUGUAGGCAAAUGAAUAUCUGUGGGUAUCCAGUUACAGCCUAAACUUUGAAAUCCCUGCUCUUUGGCUGCCUCCCAGGUUUCUCUGCUAUUCUGCAGAUGAGCCAUCACUGUCUCAGGUCACCCUCUCACCUCCUUUUCCUUGGCCUGGAGCUGCAAAGUCUUCUUUUGCAGCUGGUCUCUGAGAUCCCAGUCUUUCUCCUUCCCUGUACCCUCAGGCUCCACUUCGUUAGGGAAGGACUUUGGACUCCACACGGGCAAAGCCUGAUCUAAAAAAGCAGCCAGAUUUCUUGGUGAUAGUGAGGCCCACACCUCUGAGGAAGGGCCCUGAGGGUGAGCCACUAGGAGUGGGGAGAGGGGAGGGAACUUGGGAGGACGUGCUCUUGGCUAGACUGAUGGCAUUCUUUGACAUAAAGGUUAACUUCCACUAGGCCCCUGCUAAGCUUGGACAGACAGCUGGAAUCUGAGCUCCUUGAGGACAAGAUUGGCAUCUUUUCUUUGUAUCCCCAGUCUUAUCUAGUGCUAGAUAAUUUUAGUGAAUACUUAUUAAUUGAAUUUCAUUGGUUGUAUGUCACAUUCUUCCUAGUUUGUCAGAUAAGUUUGGUGGAUGCUUUAAUAUAACCCCUUUUCCCUGAUGUCCUCAUUUGAAAGUUGUGAAGAUGGCAGUCAUAUCCUAAAAUUUAUCUUCAUAUGGUUAAAGAUGGUUUUUUAGCCACCCUGCAGUCUUAGUCUUGGUGAAAAGAGCAUGGACUAGGAGUCAGAAGUUUUGGAUUGUUGUAGCUGUGUUGUUAGUCUGUGCCACCAUAGACCUUCAUGUUCUUAUCCAUACUAUGUGGGCAUUAACAUUUCUGCAUUAUCUAUUAUAUUAUGCCCAGUGAUUGUGAGGAGAAAACAAAAGGUCAUGUGUAGUGGACAGGUGAGGAGCUAUUGCCCCUCUGUAUACACAGUGAAUUCUCAGUAAACAUGGACAGUAGACUCUCUACGGCUAAGAGUGAGUUGACUCUGGCAUGCUAUGUGGUUUGGGGCUGGGAAGUUGGAUGUGAUUUGGAAAAUCAAGUGUGUAAAAAUUGACAUGAAAUCCUGAGUUCAAAAUAAAUUUAUUGAAAUGUUCAACACAAACAUGUGCUUUCAGAGAGAACAGAAACCUUUUUUCACAGUUUAUAUACCUCAGGAUAGAAGGCUAACUAGUUGAAGUGUCCUCAGAGCCAAUGAUCAGUCCUUAAAAAGCUCCCACACAUCCCGGACUUAACAGACUCUCAGAACUGGGCGGGACUCCAGGAGGUCAUGUAGUCCAUCCCGCUGCCUCUAGGCAGGUAAGGGAAGGGCAGUGUCUUAGAAUUUGUGGUUAAUAAAUUUGCUGACCUUUCUUUGUUAAGAGUUUCUCCUGUUCUUGAAGCUGUAAGGAUUGAUUCUGAAGCAGACCUGUUGGAAAACACAAGGAACUUGUCUAUGCUAGCAUAUUUACUACAAAGAGUUUCUUUUCAGAACUUUGCCUAGAACCUUAGUUAUUAAAUAUGUUCCCAUCUGCUAUGUGUUGAAUUUUGUCCCCCAGAAUCUAUAUGUUGAAGUCCUAACCCUCAGUACCUUAAAUUAUGACCUUAUUUGGGGAUAGGUUCUUUAAAAGAUAAUCAAAUUAAAAUGGGGUCAUUCAGGUGGGCCCUAAUCUAAUAUCACUGGUGUCGUUAUAAGAAGGAGAAAUAUGGACACAGAUAUGUUCAUGGGAAAGACACAGAGAGAAGACGGCCAUCUACAAAGCCAAGGAAAGAGCCCUGGAAUAGAUCUUUCCCUAAAUGCCCUCAGAAGGAAACACCCCUGCUGACAUCUUGGAUUUCUAGUCUCCAGAACUGUGAGACAAUACAUUUCUGUUCUUCAAGGCACCCAGUCUGUGGUACUUUGCUAUGAAUAUAGCAUCCUUAUUUCUCCCCCUACCAUGUCUCUAUCUUCAAGUCUUUGCUUGAAGACUUUCCCUUUCCCCUGCGGUUGCUUUGCUCUCUUAAUAAUCAUUGCUGUUUGCAUGAAGCUUCUCUAUCAGGUGUCAGAGGUUAAAGUGGUGGGCAACCAGCAGCGGUAUUAAUUGAGUCAGGUUCUCCAGCUUUUCAGAAACUGCUUUUCUUCUGAAAAAUCCCUUUUCCUCUUUGGGCCCAAUAUGUAGUUUUGAAGUGGACUGAAGCACGUAUAGUGUGUAAGCUUAUUUUCUAAACCAUCUCUAGUGACAGGUCUCUGUGACACAUUCAUGUACUUAUAAAUUACAACAUAUAAAAUAAGAGCUGCUUUAGGAAACCCAGUACUUAAAAUAAAAUCUGCAAUUCUGGGGGAAAUGUAAGUGGUGUCAUUGGCAUGGAAGGAGAAAAGUAGAAAAAAAAGAACAGAGGCUAAUACAUAAUUUAUGGAGAGCUAUGUAAAUGACCUCACUUCACAAGAAGAGGGUCUGAAAAUGCACAGAGUUAGAGCAUAUGCCAAAGACUGGGCCCUUAGUCCCUACUCUGGGUGCCUUUUAUGGGCCAGGAGCCCCAGGAAAACCCUGUGGACUUUCAGAAUCUGGAAAGCGAACUUACUCUGCAACUGCUGUACUCUGGUCACCAGGGUGAGCUUCUCCGCCUCUGACUUUUUUAGUUGAUCUGAAAAUGCAAUAAUGCAAGCCAAAAUAAAGGAACCCAAGACUUAAUGAACUCAGUACUUAAGGAUGGAAAUUAGUAAUAGAUGCUGUCUUGUCGUGGCCUCUAACAUGUGUCUUUUGGAAGUUGUGUCCAGUUCUGAAGAGGUAAACCAGAAGCCAAGUACCUCAGGUUUUGUGCAUCAACAAUGUUGGGUUGCAUUGAGGCUUGUAUUUACACACUAUCUAGUCCUCGGACGCAGAGGCUGUGACUGAGAGACUUUCUCUAUGCCUUGUGCUUCAACUGGCCUUUCCCUUUCAAAUUAGGAAUGUGGCCUUGACAUAUGUGACUGAUGUGGGAGCAGCUGUGAUCUGGCCCAGAGGGAUGGGCUAAAAAAGAGAGCUAGACAAAAGGAUACUCUAUCUGGUAUAGUGAAAUUAAUUUUCAAUUUUGGAUGAUUAAAACAGCCCUGCCUCUCCCUCAAGGUAAAAUGAGAUUACAAAGCCAAUCAACCAAUCAAGCAAACAAAUAAAAGACUGAAGCCUUUCUCUUAACUCAGUUUCUUUUUUCUUAGCUCACUUGGCCAUGGCUCCCAUGCGCCCAAAGCCUCCAAGGAGAAGAGUACCUUGUAGGUCCUGGGUAUCCAAGCUGCACAGGUCUCUGUCCCCUUGCAGGCAUUCAAUCUUGGCCUGCAGUUCCUGGUGCUCAUUCUCCAAAAAUUGCAGGGCCUGGUUCAUCUGUAAGUCUCUGCUAUCUGCUCCCUGUAAGGAGGAGGAGGGGCCAUAUAGAAGGAGGUCAGUGUUGGGGUGGAGGUUGGGGGCAGAUACCAUGAAAGAGGAAAAUAUAGAAAAUUCUGGAGUUUUAGAGAUAGAAGGAAUGUUAGGUAGAUGAGAAAAUAGAGAAGUCUUUCUUUUUUCCUAUUCUUCCCUUUGCUUUGUUCCUCACAUUUAUAACAGCAAAUUAGACUUGAUAUUCACAAGGAACUCGUGUCUUUUAUUUAUUUAUUUUUAUUUUUAGAGAUGGGGUCUCACUUUGUCACCCAGACUGGAGUGCAGUGGUGCCAUCAUAGCUCACUGCAGCCUUGACCUCUUGGGCUCAAGCAAUCCUCCCACCUUAGCCUUCUGAGUAACUGGGACUAUAGGCAUGUGCCAGUAGUUUUGAAGUGGACUGAGGCAUGUGUAGUGUAAGUUUAUUUUCUAAACCAUCUCUAGUGACAGGUCUAAGUGACACAUUCAUGUACAUAAAUUAGAAUAUAUAAAAUAAGAAUUGCUUUAGGAAACCCAGUACUUUAAAAAAUCUGCCAUUCUAGGGGAAAUGUAAGUGGUUGUCAUUGGCAUGGGAGUCAUGUCUUGACACUUUGGUAAAUCACCAAAUUAAGGAAUACGAAGUCAUCAGUUUUCUAGAUGUUUUCAUUUUCUCUUUUAUUCUUCCUCUGGCAGUAUCAAUUUUUUUUUUGUUAGGGUCUUUUUUUUUCCACAAAGAUUCAAAGUUAAACCCCCUCCCCCCAAAAUCUUCAUAGGAGUUGCCUUAUAGGUGAUGGGAAGAAGAGAACAGCAAAGGUUGAGAUGUGGAUACCACGCAGAGUGACCAGCUAGGUUCACUCCUUUGAUAAGACUCACAUACUCUGUCUCUUAAGUGGGCUGUUCUGAGCCCUGUUUCAGGAAAAUUAUAAAGAUCAGCUUUUGAGGUGGAUCCUCAAAACUCCAAACCAAGUAAAUAAAUCUAUGCAAAAUAAUGGCUAAUAUUUACUGAGUGCUUUUAUAUGCCAGGCAUUGUGCUAAGUACUUUACAUGGAUCAUCUUACUUAAUACUCAGAACAACCUUAUGAUGUAAGUACUAUUAUCCUCAUUUUACAGAUGGGGAAACUGAGUCUUAGGACAGAUUGAAGAUGAUGGAACCCUUGAGGAUGCCAGGAGUCUAAUUGUAAUUGCUUAAAAAACACAUUGGCAAAAAGUGUUAGUACUCACCUGUAAAUAAAUUAGUGACAUUUUUUCUGUGCCAACAGUGGGCAAUUCUGAACUGGAUGCUUUUUUGGGAUGGAGUUUGGAGAGUGGGUUGGGAUAUGACAUUAGUAGGCUGAUGUAUAUUCCAGCCAGUUCUUUUCAUUUGGAUGGUGAUGGUGUCAUUCCAAUGAACGCUUAGUUCAUUUGCAUGAGCAGUGCAGACAUCCUUGCUAAACUCAAAAUUAAAUUUCAGAGCCAAAACAGUGAAUUUGGUACAAAGUAGGUGGUGACUGAGGAACUGAAAGCCAGAUGCUGUCAGCUGCCUUUGGAGUCCCUAAUCCAGAACAGCUUCUUCAUCACCACCCCUCCUCCCCAUACCCUGUCUUCCCUCCCCACCCCCAGUGCCUGGUACCUGCAGUUUGGACUGAAGCACGUUGAGCUGGCUCUCCAGCUCUCUGUGCUGGGACCCAAGGGUCCUCCAGUCCUCCUUCAGAGCCUCGUACUGGCUCCUCCACUCUUCACACUUCUGCUCUGCCAGGGCCAGGGAUCGCUGAGGGAGGUCAGAGAGGAGAGGGUUCCAGGGAGCUGUGCAGCUGGCUCCCUUGUUCCCCAAGCUGCCUGGAGUCCCCAACCCCAAGGUCUGUGUGGCAUCCCCAUACCUGUGUGCUCUGUAGUUGCUGCUCUGCAUUCAUUUUCUCCUCCAGCACUUUCUGCAGUGACUCCUUGGCCUUCUGCUCAUAGCUGUUUUUCUGGUCUUCCAUCUCCAGUAGUACUUUUUUCAUUCCCCAAGGGGAGUAUUUCUGUAAAUUUGAUGCAAUUCAACAAAUACACAUUGAACUUCUGUGUGCCAAAUCCUGAACUGGGAUACAGAAAUGAAAAGAAGUUGGUUCUUCCCCCAGGCAGAGAUACCAGUAAUCUAGUGAGCCUUUUCUUUUAGGGUAGAGCUAGCAGGGAGAGUCCGUCAGGCAAUGAGAGAUGAGUGGGGGGGGGGGGGG